Molecule: messenger RNA, 1065 nt
Organism: Microthlaspi erraticum
Lineage: Eukaryota; Viridiplantae; Streptophyta; Magnoliopsida; Brassicales; Brassicaceae
Source: the annotation of a GenBank genome assembly
AUGAAUGAAUCGAGAUCCGUCAUUGUCGUGUGUCCUCCUCAUGUGGGUCCACGACAUUUUGUUGUCCGGCGCCGCAAGAAAAGCUGGAUCUUUGUGGCUGCUGCUGUGUGUUGUGCCGUUACUAGCAUCAUUUUUCUUGGUGCUGGACUGAAAAAUGUGACUGGUGGUGCUAAUGACGUCAAUGAAACCUCUUGGGUUGGUUUCUUCGUUGAAGGGAUCAUUUGGGUCUCACUUACGGUUUCACUGCUUGUUAAUGGCUCAAAGUGGACUGAGAUUCUUGCAUCUGUUUGGUGGGUCUCUUUUGCUUUGCUGGAUUCUGCUGCAAAUAUCCAGACACUUUUACAGGGAAAAGGCAUCAGAGUCUUUGACAUCAUUACGUGGCUGAUGAGCCUUUUGCUUCUCCUUUGCUCCUGUAUCAAUCUCAGAGCUUCUCCUGCUCAAGAUUGCAGUGAAACAGGCCUUUCUGAUCCUUUAUUAACUGGAAAACCUCGAAAAAACUCAGCGAGAAGAUAUCCCAAGUGUGUCCCGGAGGAUGAGGCUGAAUUAGCUUACAAUAAAUUCUCUCAAGCAUGGGAUACUCUUCUCACAGAGGGAUGCUCAACGAAGAAAAGAAACUUGGUGUUUAGAGCCGUUGCGAAAGUUUACUUCAAGGAAAACAUAUUCAUAGCAAUAUGUGCCUUUCUCAGAACCGUUGCUGUUGUAUCUCUUCCACUACUGCUAUAUGUCUUUGUGGACUAUGCAAACAGUGACCAGAGGGAUCUCCGCGUUGGCUUCUUCAACUUAGCUUGUCUGGUUAUGCUGAAGCUAGUUGAGUCCUUGUCGAUGAGACAUUGGUAUUUUGCAGCAAGAAGAUCAGGGAUGAGGAUUAGAUCAGCGCUAAUGGUCGCUGCCUAUAAAAAGCAGUUAAAGUUAUCAAGCUUGGGGAGGAAAAGGCAUUCAUCUGGAGAGAUUGUGAACUACAUUGCGGUGGAUGCAUAUCGAAUGGGAGAAUUCUUGAGGUGGUUCCACUCGGGAUGGAGCCUUACGCUACAGCUUUUGCUUUCACAGCUGUGCUUUUUGGUGUAG